AUGAUGGAGAAGAUAAAACCCUCUGUUUAUUUACAAGUGUAUAAUCUUGUCUGUACCUGCCUUUUCCAGAUUGUGUUUUUCGAGGACCGGGACUUCCAGGGAAAGUCCUAUGACUGUAAAGGGGACUCAGCUGACCUGCACGGCUACAUCCGCCGAUGCAACUCGGUCAAGGUAGAAGGCGGCUGGUGGGUUCUGUACGAGCGCAACAACUACACAGGCUACCAGUAUGUCAUUGGUCCAGGGGAGUACAAUGACUACCGCCACUGGAUGGGCUUCAAUGACUGCAUCAGAUCCUGCAGGAUCAUCAAAAACGCAAAAGGGCCAUGCAAGCUGCACGUGUUCGACCGGCCAAACUUUGAUGGCCAUACUCUGGAGUUGACAGAGAACAUGAAGUCGGUCCAAGAGAAAUGGCUCGGUCAAGAAGUCCAGUCCUGCAAGGUCCUGGAGGGUUCCUGGGUUUUCUUUGAGCAUCCCAACUUCUGUGGUCGCCAGUAUUUACUGGAGAAAGGGGAGUACCGACACUACUCAGAGUGGGGAGCUGUGAAGGCCAUUGUGGGCUCCAUCAGAAGAAUCAUGGAGAAAUGA
This is a messenger RNA of Xiphias gladius (swordfish), 585 nucleotides long. Its product is annotated as gamma-crystallin S-1-like. The record is from RefSeq and is a predicted model, not a curated record. Gene Ontology annotation, biological process: lens development in camera-type eye; visual perception. Gene Ontology annotation, molecular function: structural constituent of eye lens. The coding region runs from base 1 to 585 and encodes 194 amino acids. The transcript is spliced from 3 exons. Lineage: Eukaryota; Metazoa; Chordata; Actinopteri; Istiophoriformes; Xiphiidae.